AUGGCUUCUCCUCUUAUCAUAGCGGUCAUAAACAGGGCAUCUGCCCUGUCGUUAGAUCUGGCGGCGGCUGUGGGCUGCGGCUCUCUCGUCCCUGUCCAGCGGCGGCCGGCGGCUGUGGCUCUCUCCCUGUCUCCACUCUCCAGCGCAAGGAGCAAGACAAUCUCUCCCUGCCUCCGCUCUCCAGCGCAAGGAGCAAGACAGGCAGCCAGCAAGACAGUCGCGGAGGGUGCCGUCCGCAGAGCCGGAGCCGGAGACGGCGACAGCGGCAGCCCCAUCGUCGUCACCGAUGCCAGGCAGGAGGUCACCGUCUCGCAGUUCGUCGCACAGCUAGAUGAGGCAGCCCGGCGGAGGCUGAACAGCAUGCACCAGGCAACAACGGAGCAACCAGACCUUAACAAACCGAAGUUGUGAACGGUGAACGCUCCAGAUUCAAGCUGAAUAUUGAUUCAAUGUUUCGGGUAGUCGUAGCGAUCAUAUACAGGGCUUCGCUCCAGAUUCAACCAGACCUUAAUAUUGAUUCAACAGGCUGUCGUAGCGAUCAUAUACAGGGCUUCG
Messenger RNA from Zea mays, 555 nucleotides. RefSeq lists its product as uncharacterized. Bases 1 to 411 code for a protein of 136 amino acids. NCBI's taxonomy places the organism in Eukaryota, Viridiplantae, Streptophyta, Magnoliopsida, Poales, Poaceae. The transcript has 3 exons. The record is from RefSeq and is a predicted model, not a curated record.